AUGAUGAGCCAAAAGAAAGACUCCAAGAAGAUUACUGAAGGUGAAGCUGAUUUAUAUUUGGACCAAUAUAACUUCACCACAACAGCUGCUAUCGUUGGUUCGGUUGACCGUAAAGUGUUUGUCCUGUUACGUGACGGUAGGAUACUAUUUGGUGUGUUGAGAACUUUCGAUCAAUAUGCUAAUUUGAUAUUGCAGUAUUGCGUGGAGAGGAUCUAUUUCACUGAAGAGAAUAAAUACGCAGAAGAACUAAGAGGUGUGUUCAUGGUACGUGGUGAGAAUGUUGUUAUGUUGGGGGAAGUUGAUAUCGAUAAGGAAGAUAAACCAUUAGAAAUGAUGGAAAAAAUCCCAUUUAAAGAAGCUUUGAAAAUUCAAAAGGAACAGAAUCAACAAAAGUGUAAACUGGAAACUCAAAAGAGUAAAGACAUGGCGGCGUAUGGUUUGGUUCAUGAUUUCCACAAAUCUGAUAUGUACUAA
Messenger RNA from Tetrapisispora phaffii CBS 4417, 474 nucleotides. It is a transcript of the gene LSM1, whose product is annotated as Lsm1p. The record is from RefSeq and is a predicted model, not a curated record. The coding region runs from base 1 to 474 and encodes 157 amino acids. Gene Ontology annotation, cellular component: P-body; Lsm1-7-Pat1 complex. The transcript has a single exon. Gene Ontology annotation, biological process: deadenylation-dependent decapping of nuclear-transcribed mRNA. Lineage: Eukaryota; Fungi; Ascomycota; Saccharomycetes; Saccharomycetales; Saccharomycetaceae. Gene Ontology annotation, molecular function: RNA cap binding.